AUGUGUAAAACUACGUCGACAUCAUCGACAAACUCAUCAACAUCUUCAACGUGUUCAGAGCUAAGUCCUGUGAAUCACAUUGAGAAUACGAAAUGUUUGGUUUGCUCAAUGCCAGCAAAAGGAAAUCAUUUUGGUGUUUUUUCGUGUAGAGCGUGUGCCGCUUUUUUCAGGUAUGUCAUUUUUUAGAUCCACCUUCCGGAAUGAAAUUUAGAAAUUUAAUUUCAGACGUUCUUAUGUCCAGAAAAAAGAAUAUAAAUGUAGAUUGAAAUCUGGAAAUUGUGAUGUGAGUGGAAAUGAUCGAUAUCAGUGUCGCGCUUGUCGACUUCAAAAAUGUAAAGAUCUUGGAAUGACCCCGGAUAAUGUUCAAUUUGAAGAAUCUACAUAUGUUCAUGACCCAAUGAGUUAUGUCCAAUCUCACGAAACACCGUUUUCUCCGAUGUAUCGAUCUUUAAGACAACCAAAGAUAUACAUUGAUGUGUCUCCAGCAAUCAAUAAAGUCAAAACUGUUCUCGCCUCAUCUUCAGUUCCUCCAAUUUUACAUCCUGAUUAUUUUGGAAUGGAUGUUUUACAUCGAAUGCAAUUUGCAUUAUGGAAUUAUCGAGCACAUCGAAAAUAUGGAGAUUUGAAGUUUGAGAGAAGUAUUGUUUUUGAAUUGCCAAAUAAAAAAUGGGAGAAAGAACUUGUUCGAGUUGCUGAUUGGAUGUGUCAUUCGGAUCAAUAUCGAGCAUUGUCAUUAGAGCAAAAAAUGUUGAUCUUUAGAAAAGUUUAUGUGAGAUGGAGAAAGUUUGAGAAAUGGCUUAUUUCUGUGGACACUUUUGGAGCAAGAGUUCAUAAAGAUCGAGUUAUUGUAUGUGUUAAUUGCAACGCCGCUUCAUUAGAUUAUGUACAUUUUGAUUAUUCGCAAAUCUCUGAUAGAACUACAGAAGAAUUAAGAAGGUAAUUAUCAUAGCCUUUUUCAUUUCUCAAUUCCCAAAUUAAUUUAUUCUAGUGUGUUUGGUCGAAUUCUCAAUCGAAUGUUGCAAGAAGUUGCAAAACCAAUGGCAGAAGUUCAUCCAUCUCCAAUUGAAAUGACAUAUAUGUUAUGUCAACUUGUUUGGAAUGGAUUAGAAUCUGAGAUUCCUGAUUAUCCAACUGAUUACGGUGAUUCAUUUUUGAAUGAACUUUCGAAUUGUCUUCAUGCGUAUUAUGCUGAACAGGGAAUUUCAAACUAUGUUCAUCGUCUUCAAAAAAUGAUGAAAAUUGUGAACUCUGUAAGAGAAAUUGAGCGGCAAAGAGAGGAAAUGAUGUUUUUAUGUUCACUUUUUGAUGUUUUCAAGAUUCGUUUAUCAGAUCAUGAAUUCUUUUAUUGUUAAUAAAAUAUUGUUUAAAUAGACUAUUUGAAAAAAAUAGUUCUAGUAUUUCUUAGAGUAAAACUGGUUAGACCCAUCUAAUAUAUUUUAAAACCCACUAAACUGAAUAUCAAAUAACAAUUCAGAUGGAUGAACCUUCGUCUUCGUCGUCCACCCAAGGAGUGUGCAAAGUAUGUGCUUUGACUGCUCACGGAUUACAUUUUGGAGUUUUGUCUUGUCGAGCUUGUGCUGCUUUUUUUCGAAGAACAAUUGUGAUGAAAAGAGAGAAGAAAUAUCGAUGUCGAGGUGGAAAUGAAAAAUGUGUUGUGGAUACUGAAGAAAGAUAUCAAUGUAGAUUUUGCCGAUAUCAGAAGUGUGUUGCUCUUGGAAUGACUGCAGAAAGUUAGUUGAAAAUUUUUAAGUUAUUGAAAUUAAUCGUAUUUUAGAUGUUCAAUGGAAUCGUGAUUCGAUUCCUUCAACGAGAAAAACAAAAAAGAAAUCACAAGAAGAAAUCCCAUCUCUAAUUGAAGAAAAAACUGUAACAUCAACGGUCAGUCUAAAACCGAAAACAAUAAUGGAUGUUACAAUUUUAACAAAACGAGUCAAAGAAUUCAUCAAUAUACCCGAAUGUCCAAGUUCCGAUGAUGUAUACAAAUCUAUGAAUACUCUACAAAAAAUGGAAUUUGCUUUGGGUAUUUGGAGAGAAAAACAGAAACCAGAAAAAGAAAUGGAAGUAUUGAAACAAGCUACGCUGAGAGAAAUUAUGGUUAUUUUUGAACAGCAAAUGAUGGUUGUUGCUCUCUGGUUGGUACAUUUUGAUAAAUUCAGAGAGCUAAGCGAGGAUAACAAAUAUAAGUUCUUUAAAAUUGUUUGGAAUGUUUGGAGACGUUUUGAAAGAUAUGAAAUGUCAGUGAGGUUAUUUGGUGAUCGAGUAGCCAGUGAAGGAGUGAGUCAAACAGUUUUCAGCAAUAAUUGAAUAAUUUUUUUAGAUGUUUGCAUUUUCACAUAUGCACAUAGCAAAUUCCAAAGAAUUUGCGAUAGAUUUCAGUAAAGUCAGUGAUUUUUCAAAUGAACGAAUCAAACGUAUGUUUCACGAUUCCAUAUUUCGAUUGGCCAAUUUUGUUGCAAAACCAUUAAAAGACCUCAAACCAUCAACAACUGAGGUUGUAUAUAUGUUAUCACAAUCUUGUUGGUAUAUUGCGGGUAAAACAUUAGGCGGAGAAGUUGGAGAAAAAGCAGAACUUGUUCGGGAUGAACUCGCAAACAAUUUGCAUCAAUAUUAUAUCGAAGUCGAAAAACGACCGAACUACGCUGAAAGAUUAGUGAGAAUGAUGGGAAUUGUUAAUACAGUGGCCAAAAUUCAUAUGGAGAGGAAGACAACGAUGGAACUUGCGAGAAUUUUUGAUGUUUUCAAAGUCGAUUUUUCUGAACCAGAUAUAUUUGAUUCUUAA
Caenorhabditis angaria is the source of this 2779-nucleotide messenger RNA. The record is from the annotation of a GenBank genome assembly. NCBI's taxonomy places the organism in Eukaryota, Metazoa, Nematoda, Chromadorea, Rhabditida, Rhabditidae.